AUGAAGAGCUUGAUAACUAUCGUCUUGGUCGCGUUCGCUGUGGUGGCGUCGGCGGCUUUGAACGGCAACAUAACACAUUUUGUCGAUCCGGCAACAAAUCUGACCAUCAAGCACUUCAACUGCGGCGUCAGCAGAGCAUCAGCGUCGAAGCACUAUAACGAGACUAUCCGUUUUCUAUCUCGCAAUACAAGACACAGCCAGAUUGGAAUUGGCACCCGCGCUCCUGCCGUUGUCAAACGGCAGAAGAUUUCUCCAGCUCUAGUCAUCAACACGUACCUCCACCUCCUCACAACCACUGCGAAGGCCGGGACCGUAACCAAGAAGCAAGCAACUGCACAAAUAGCGACGUUGAACCGAGCGUACAAACCUAUCGGUAUCACUUUCAAACUCAUAAACGUUUCCAUUACCACCAACGAUGCGUGGGCCGUGGCGGAGGGAUCAAAUAUGGAUGCGGUUAAGGAAGCUCUGCGUAAAGGCUCCUACGCCGACUUGAACCUCUACUUUCACUCAGACCUCACAGGUGGCAUCCUCGGAACUUGCACUCUCCCCUCCCAGGUCACCGCUGGCAUGGCACGUUCUCAAUACGCUUCGGACGGAUGCAACAUCAACGCGAACACUAUGCCCGGCGGGGCGAUGACUGGUUAUAACGCGGGUAUGACAGCUGUCCACGAGACAGGCCACUGGCUGGGCCUGCUCCACACUUUCGAGGGGUACUCUUGUACUGGCGAUGGUGAUUCCAUUGCGGAUACACCCAUGCAGGCUACAAGUACUGAUGGAUGUCCUUCGGAGCCUGCCAAGGACAGCUGUCCUGGUGUAACAGGAGUCGAUGCCAUCCACAACUACAUGGACUAUAGCAGUGAUUCUUGCUACACAAGCUUCACGCCUGGCCAAGUGACUCGCAUUGGCACUCUUUGGAAUCAGUACCGGAAAGGAUUUUGA
Ramularia collo-cygni is the source of this 939-nucleotide messenger RNA. RefSeq names its product related to Extracellular metalloprotease SMAC_06893. The transcript is spliced from 2 exons. Gene Ontology annotation, molecular function: metallopeptidase activity. Bases 1 to 939 code for a protein of 312 amino acids. The record is from RefSeq and is a predicted model, not a curated record. Lineage: Eukaryota; Fungi; Ascomycota; Dothideomycetes; Mycosphaerellales; Mycosphaerellaceae.